GCUAUGAUUCAAACUACUUUCAAUCAUCGAUGUCAUUCAAUUCGCCUUUGUCAAUCACAGUUAGCUUUAGCGCCUUCAUUGAUAUUAUUAUUAUCAUUAUCACACUGAUUGCUUUUACUCUUCUUGCCGGUGUGGUAACAGGAGCUAAGUGCUCAAAUUUAUUACGUCUUGAGCCACCACCUCUUAACAAUAGUCGAUAUGUGGUUCGAGUUGAUCGUAAAUUUCGGAUUUCUUGCAUCUGCCAACAGGCGUCUAUAAACUGCUUGCAUCUUGCAUGGCGGAAUGAAUUUGGUCGUAAAAUAGACGGUGAAUCUUCUAAUAGCUUGUUUACCGUUGAGUUACGAGAGCAUGAUUCAAUGUACAAAAAAUUAUCGUUAGUAUUCACCCAAAUUGCAAAACGUGAUACCGGAUUCUAUAAAUGUGUUGCCAGGAAUUCCAGAAGGAUGUCGGCCUACUGGAAAGUGGAAAUCAUCGUCGUCGAUGCAAUUCGUUGGAAAGAAAGCAAUGAUGUUGUUGGAGGGAUGUUCGGCGAAUCGUUAACCAUCGAUUGCGGAUCCAUCGGAAAUCCACAACCUGAAACAUAUAUUACGAAUCAUAAAGGAUUUCCACUUAAUGAGACUUUGUUCGUUAUUGCUGGAUCAGAAGUAACUGUCAAUAAGCUUACAAAUGUAUACCAAGAUACUAUCAUCAACUGCUUAUCGGUUCAAGAAUUCGAGAAGUAUGAUGCAACGGUUGUUGAACAGCACGAAAUUCGUUUGGACGUUUGGUCGUCUCCGGAAUUCAGCAAACCGUUUGUUGAACGUUUUAUUGUUCUGGAUCAUUUAGCUCAGAUCUGUUGUAACAUAACGCGUUCAAAUCCACCCGCUACACAUUUUCGGUAUUUAAAAGGUAGUGAUGAACUCUGGAACGAUAGUAAUCAUAUUAUUUUGAUUGAUGUUUUAAAUCAAAGCAGUUGUCUUAAGAUUUUAUCACCAACAGAAUAUGAUUUGGGUGAAUACCGAUGCGAAGUGAGCAACGGAAAAUCCAAGUCACAACAAACAAUUACGGUUAAAGAAGCAACUCCACCUGGUGAAGUUCACGUUUCAUUGCAAGAUGUUGGAAUGACUUAUGUGCUAUGGAAAAUUGAAGAAGGAUUUGGUGAACAGUUGCCAAUACGACGUUAUAUUAUAGAAUAUAUUAAAAAAUCUAUUCUAGAUCAAGGUCAUGAUGAAAUCAGAGAAAAUAAUCGUGUUUGGUUCGCGCAUGCUGUCAAAAUGGAUGUACAUUUAAAUGAAGAUGGACUAUACGAAGUUGGUGGAUUACGUCAAGGAACAACAUAUAUAUUCAGAUUUGCAGCGGAAAAUGAAGCUGGAAUUGGUGAUACUGUUACUGUGGCUGUAAAAACAACUUCAAGAGUUAAAUUAUCGAAGCUUACACGAUCUGCUUCAUCAUUUCAUCAACAAUUGAUACUUAUUGCUUUUUUCCUUCACUUUUUUCCUAUAUGGUAA
Messenger RNA from Loa loa (African eye worm), 1487 nucleotides. RefSeq lists its product as hypothetical. The transcript has 10 exons. NCBI's taxonomy places the organism in Eukaryota, Metazoa, Nematoda, Chromadorea, Rhabditida, Onchocercidae. Gene Ontology annotation, molecular function: protein binding. The record is from RefSeq and is a predicted model, not a curated record. Bases 30 to 1487 code for a protein of 485 amino acids.